This is a messenger RNA of Drosophila kikkawai, 916 nucleotides long. RefSeq lists its product as uncharacterized. The record is from RefSeq and is a predicted model, not a curated record. NCBI's taxonomy places the organism in Eukaryota, Metazoa, Arthropoda, Insecta, Diptera, Drosophilidae.
UAGAAGCAAGAACAAGAACAAAAAAAUAAUAUUCGUAGAACUUUUCUGUGUUUUUGUAUGUUGUCAUUUUUAGUUGACAUGGAAUCGGUCGGAGCAUGCCACGAAAGAUUGGUGAAAAUACUCAAAGACGCUGGUGUCUACGAGGAUGGCAUGGAUGAAGAGGAGAUGCAGCAGAUGGCGCGCGCAAUGCAAAUGUCAAUUAUUGACACUUGCCCACAGCAGGAGAACGAGCUGGAGUUUCUGGGUGAUCUGCACAGCUCCACUUUGAUUGUGACUCAGGCGGCCACCAGCACUGUCAUCGACCCUUGCGAUAGUCCGGUCUCCGAACCCAUUUACAUGACCGUGCAGGCUUUGGUGCAUCAUGCCAUGGAUUGGAGUCCGCAGAAGGACCAAGAGCUAGGUCUCGCUCGUAAGAGAAACUCUGCGGAUAGCCAUGGGCCGGGUGCCAAGCGUUCCCUGCGGCUGCUGGGCGACCGUGUGGAGACACAAGUGGAUGAGCAGCAGGACGAGCCGCCCUAUAAUCCCGAUGCCACGCCCGUUUCACUGAACGAAAACGAAGUGGAGGAUUCGGGCAUCAGUUGGGAAGAAAUUUCCCUUUCCAGCGUUGGCAGCUCGAUUCCCUCUAUUGGAGAGAUGCCCAGUGGUCAUAUGGUCAGCACCAGCAGUGUUGCCGUCUCGGAAUCCUCUGAAAGCCGCGACGAAUCUAGCCGUGAUCAAUUCGAAUAAUAGUUUCUUGUGCAAAACUUGGAACGUAGUCUUAUAGAUGUUAUAAAUUUCUAUGAAUCGAAUUUUUGAAAAAAAAAAAAAAACCGUAAAAUUCUAAUAAAUUCGAUUGCAGAAACCAAUAAUCUAUUAUGAUUUGUAUUAAGUAAAUUUAGUAAACAUGUUUUCAGAAAUAUAUGUGAACCAUUUUUCA